AUAGUGUGACCCAUUUUGCUGCAUUAUGUUUCCAACUGCACGUAGUUGCAGAACACUCAACUUAUAAAAUAUUCGCGGCUAAUUUUAUCUUCAGUUUAUUCGCCGCUCUUUUCGUGACGUGCAUGCAUAUUAGUCAAACUCUUGAAUAUUUUAAUAACAGUUUAGUUUAUUUGGACCAUUAUUUUCAAUUAUUAUUUUUAUUAUUAUUAGAUAAUUAUUCAUCAACUGCAUUUGUUAUCUAGUCUAGUGUGCGCCGCUUUUGACGUUUGUGCAAGUUUGACAUUUGUAAACUGUCGCGCAAGGUUGAACGAAAAAAGUGAUAAAUUUUGCGGUUUGUGAUCAAAAUCGACCACUUCCAGUAAAAAAUCACGAUCAUUCAAAUUUAAUGUGAAUUGCGAACAAAAUUGCAAACAUGAAUUCGAUCUUAAACAGUCUAUUAAUAAAAACCCAGCGCUUCUUGGGGCCUCAUUCUUCAAGUGUGACCUCUGCCAGGCACCAAAGUUCAAAACUGGACAGCAAAUCUCACAGAGUUGACAAUUUAGAAAAAAGAUUUUUGGUGUGGACUGGAAAAUAUAAAUCAGUUGCUGAAGUGCCUACUUUUGUGGAGCAAAAUGUGGUUGAACGCGCUAGGAAUAGGAUGCGAAUUCGAAUUGCCAACUACAUGAUGGCAGCAACAGCCCUUGCUUGCGUUGUUAUGGUGUAUUUUGGCAAACAAGCAGCACAACGGGGUGACAGCGUCGCAAAGCAAAACCUGGAGUGGCAUCGCCAGGUUAAUGAAGAAGCCAAAAAGUAGAGCGCGAAGAUUUUUGUAGAUACUGAGCAAACAGUCUACUAUGUAUGUACCUAGAGUACGGCUUUUUUGUUUUAGUCUUAAUGUGUAAAUAGCUUUAUAAAAAGGAAUGUGAUUAUUUGAAAACCAAAAUACUUGGUAUAUUUUUAAAACAAAAAGAUUGCAGUGGCAUAUGUGUACUCUUUUAAUAUAUUAAUGGAAGUUUU
Zophobas morio is the source of this 996-nucleotide messenger RNA. RefSeq names its product UPF0389 protein CG9231. The transcript has 3 exons. The coding region runs from base 413 to 793 and encodes 126 amino acids. Lineage: Eukaryota; Metazoa; Arthropoda; Insecta; Coleoptera; Tenebrionidae. The record is from RefSeq and is a predicted model, not a curated record.